AUGGAAGUGCUACCUUCGCCUCGUGCACAAAGAGUCCCACCACCUUCGGUUACGAUCGAGGAAAUGACAAAGGCCGCGAAGAACAAAGAAAAGAAGGCGAUCAAGAUCGCGGAGAAGGCCAUCGGGGAUGAAAAAGAAGAGCUGGAUGAACUAGAGACCAGUGGCUUGAUGGAGCGACUGAUGAAAAAGCGGCCUGAACUGCAUGCACCUGCUAUUAAAGUUCAUGGCAAGGGGAGCAAAGUUGCCAAAGGUAUAAGUUCUUCCCUUAUCGGCGGUUCAGUUGUAAAAACGUGUCUUUUUGCUGCUGAUACAGGAAUCCAGCGAUUUUUUACGACAGCUAGCCAAAACGACCAAUUAGACGAAGGUGCUUCAAUGAAAACCGCUGAGGUUUCGCCUGUUUUGACAAAAGCUAAGCCAGUCACAAAAAGGAAGCGAAAGUCUUUUGGAAGAAAGGUAGUUUUGUUGUUAAUUGGAGACAUGCAUGAGCAGAUGCUUGAUUAUUUGUCAGCUUUCAAAUUUAGAAAACAGUCAGACGUAAACACUUAACA
Soboliphyme baturini is the source of this 548-nucleotide messenger RNA. Lineage: Eukaryota; Metazoa; Nematoda; Enoplea; Dioctophymatida; Soboliphymatidae. The record is from the annotation of a GenBank genome assembly.